Molecule: messenger RNA, 1644 nt
Organism: Nymphaea colorata (pocket water lily)
Lineage: Eukaryota; Viridiplantae; Streptophyta; Magnoliopsida; Nymphaeales; Nymphaeaceae
Product: probable WRKY transcription factor 21
Exons: 4
Coding region: 342-1244 (300 amino acids)
Biological process (GO): regulation of DNA-templated transcription
Molecular function (GO): sequence-specific DNA binding; DNA-binding transcription factor activity
Source: RefSeq, a predicted model, not a curated record
CUGAAACAGAGAAGACGGAGAAGGGGCGCUUUUACGGGAUUCGAACGCGCGACGUCUUUGCCAGGACAGCGUGGCUCUGCCACCUUCCUCCUUUCGAUUUUCUCGUGGUUUUUUAAUGUAAAAUUCUCGUUCAUUAUUCUCUCUCCCUCCCCUCUCUUUCUCUGGCGUGGGGUCGACAGCGCUGCGGACAAUCCGAGUCCUCCUGUGUGAAUUUCGUCAAAGGGGCUUGUGGGGAGGUGUCGCCAUGGUUGUUGCUGGUCUGUGUGUUGGGGAAUAGCGCUUUGAAGAUUUGGGCUCUUGGGUAAAGCCGUAUCUGGUCUGUCCUUAUUGUGGGGAGAGGGAUGGAAGAGGUGGAGGAAGCAAACAGGGCAGCAGUGGAGUGCUGCCAUAGAUUGAUAGCCGUGUUGGCCCAACCCCAAGAGUCGCUGGAGUGGAAGGGUGUGAUGGGUCUGACUGGUGAGGCCCUCAUGAAGUUCAGGAAAGUGGUCUCCCUCCUCAACCACAAGAUGGGCCAUGCAAGGUUCAGGAGGGGCACUACCCAGUCCCCUUCCAGGCAGAGGAUAUGCAUGGAGAAUCCCAAGCUCAGCAUGGAUGCAGCUGCGCCCAGGGUCUACUCUGAGCCUGCACAGUUCCUUCCCCACCCACAGGCACCAAAUCCUCACCUACAGUUUCUUCAGCAGAUGAAGCUCCAGGCUGAUCUCAUGUACAGAAGGAGCAACAGCAGCAUAAACCUGAAGUUUGACAACUCUAGCUGCACGCCGACUAUGUCAUCAACCAGGUCCUUCAUGUCAUCCCUCAGCAUGGAUGGCAGUGUUGCUAAUAUGGAUGGCAAGGGUUUUUGCCUCAUCGGCGCAGCAUCGUCGCAGGAUCGGGUCAGCCACCAGCAGAAGAGGAAGUGCUCUGGCAAGGGAGAAGAUGGUGCUGGCAGUGGCAAAUGUGGUGCUAGUGGAAGGUGUCACUGCUCAAAGAGGAGGAAGCUGAGGGUUAAGAGAUCCAUCAAGGUUCCUGCUAUAAGCAACAAACUUGCUGAUAUCCCUCCUGAUGAGUAUUCAUGGAGGAAAUACGGCCAGAAGCCAAUCAAAGGUUCCCCUCAUCCAAGGGGCUAUUACAAGUGUAGCAGCAUGAGGGGCUGCCCUGCAAGAAAGCAUGUGGAGAGAUGCUUGGAAGACCCAUCAAUGCUGAUCGUCACCUAUGAGGGUGAACACAACCACUCAAGGUUAUUGUCUCAAUCUGCUCAUGCGUAACGCUUUAUCAGACGCCAGUUGGAUCAGGUCGAGGGUCGUGCUUUCUGGUUCACAAUGGGUGAUGCUUGACCUUUUUUGUACAUAAUAUGUAUUGUUCAAGCAUGCAAACGAUGUAUCGGAGAGAUUUGUGGGGAAUUUUGGAGCCGUGGAACCUUUUCAACAAGGAGAUAGAUAGCUGGAGGGCUAUUAUUCAAUUUUAGUAAGAAAGACGUGAGAAUUCUUUCGUGGUGGCAGCAUAUCUCGAUCGGGAAAAUGUACAAGCUCAAUAUGAAUAGCUUUGUGAAGCUCUAUGAUCUUACCUUUCUAAUAUUCAACAACGUGUUUCAUCGUAUUAUGUCAAAUUCAUGGAGCUCGUAUAGCGUGAAAUCUAAUUGAAAAGGGGUUCUUUUCAUGGUAGAAA